CACAUCAUCAUUCAUCAUCAUCAUCAUAAAUCCCACUUUGUAUAUUAUUCUCCAUAUAUACAUUAUAUACAUUCUUGACUACAUAUUUUAUUCUUUGAUAAACAUUCUUGACCCUCUGCAUUCCAAAAUGGCCCUUGCUAAGGAACUCAUGGGCACUUAUUCAAUCAAAACCAACAAAUCACCUUUUCUUGCAUCAAACUUUAAUACCCACAAACAGUUUUCUUCUUUGAUCCCAAAAAAGUCUACUUUAAAGAAAACUAGUGGUGUGAUUAAGGCUGCAAUUAGUGAAGAUUUGGCAAAGUUUGUUAGUAAUAAACAAGAAAAAGCUGUCACCUUUAAAGUAAGAGCUGUGUUGACUGUAAGGAAUAAGUAUCAAGAAGAUUUUAAAGAAACACUUGUGAAAAAGAUUGAUGCUUUUACUGAUCAGAUUGGAAGAAAUGUUGUUGUUGAGCUUUUUAGUAAUGAUAUUGAUCCAAAAACAAGGGCACCAAAGAAAAGCAAAGAAGCAGUGUUGAAAGACUGGUCACAAAAAUCAAAUCUAAAAUCCGAAAAAGUGAAUUACACAUCUGAUAUAUUAGUGCCAUCAGAUUUUGGGGUUCCAGGAGCAAUUACCAUCACUAAUAAGCAUCAACGAGAGUUUUAUUUAGAGAGUAUUACUAUUGAAGGAUUUGCUUGUGGCCCUGUUUAUUUCCCUUGUAAUUCUUGGGUUCAGUCUACUAAUGAUCAUCCUGAUCCCAGGAUCUUUUUCUCUAAUCAGCCAUAUCUGCCUGAUGAGACUCCAGCAGGGCUGAAAGUAUUAAGAGAGAUAGAGCUUCGAGAUUUAAGAGGUGACGGAAAAGGAGUCAGGAAGUUGUCAGAUCGAGUCUAUGAUUAUGACGUGUACAAUGAUCUUGGAAAUCCUGACAGGGGAAAUGACUUCAUUAGACCGUUACUAGGAGGUCAAAAAAUCCCAUAUCCAAGGAGGUGUCGCACUGGCCGCUUACCUAGUGACACUGAUAUUUCAGCUGAGAGCCGAGUGGAGAAACCUUUUCCUCUGUAUGUUCCAAGAGACGAACAAUUUGAAGAGUCAAAGCAAAACACAUUCGCAACAAGUCGGCUAAAGGCGGUGCUACACAAUCUUUUGCCCUCAAUGGUAGCCAACAUUUCUAAAAAACAUGACUUCAAGGGUUUUUCUCAAAUUGAGAGCCUUUACAGUGAAGGAGUCCAGCUCAAACUAGGCCUUCAAGAUGAUCUUAUAAAGAAGCUUCGGUUGCCAAAUUUAGUGACCAGACUCCAUGAGUCUAGCCAGGGAGGUGGCCUUCUCAAGUACAACACCCCCAAGAUUCUUUCAAAGGACAGAUUCUCAUGGUUACGUGAUGAUGAAUUCGCUCGCCAAGCACUUGCAGGGGUUAACCCUGUCAACAUAGAGAAGCUUAAAGUUUUCCCACCAGUGAGUCAACUUGACCCCGAAAUCUAUGGCCUACAAGAGUCCGCCCUCAAGGAAGAACACAUUUCAGGCUAUCUUAAUGGGAUGACUGUACAACAGGCUAUCGAAAACAAUAAGCUAUUCAUAAUAGACUUCCAUGACAUAUACCUGCCGUUUCUUGACCGAAUAAACUCCCUUGAUGGGCGCAAAGCAUACGCAACGCGCACCAUAUAUUACUUGAACCCAUCUGGCACACUGAAGCCCAUUGCUAUCGAGCUUAGCUUGCCCCGCGCUCUACCUGGUUCGGAGUCAAAACGUGUGGUCACACCUCCAACAGAUGCUACUAGUAACUGGACCUGGCAACUCGCUAAAGCCCAUGUCUGCUCUAACGAUGCUGGUGUUCACCAACUGGCAAAUCACUGGUUACGGACACAUGCAACCAUGGAACCGUUUAUAUUGUCUGCACAUAGGCAACUCAGUGCAAUGCACCCAAUUUAUAAGCUUCUGGACCCACACAUGAGAUACACGUUAGAGAUCAAUGCCAUUGCCCGCCAAAACCUCAUCAAUGCCGACGGUGUCAUAGAGCAAUGUUUUACCCCCGGACGUUAUGCCAUGGAACUAAGUGCAGCUGCUUACAAGCAUUGGCGGUUCGAUUUAGAAGGCUUACCAGCUGAUCUCAUGAGAAGGGGUAUGGCAGUUCCAGACCCAAGUCAACGACAUGGACUGAAGCUUUUAAUUGAGGACUACCCGUAUGCUUCUGACGGGCUCUUGAUCUGGGAAGCAAUACAAAGUUGGGUUCGUACUUAUGUAACACGAUACUACCCCGACUCAUCCCGUGUCUGCAAUGACAGAGAGCUCCAAGCCUGGUAUGCGGAGACAAUCAACGUGGGACAUGCUGAUAUCCGCCACGAGAACUGGUGGCCCACGUUAGCCAGUGCUGAUGACCUCACCUCCAUCCUGACCACCGUCAUUUGGUUAGCUUCAGCCCAACAUGCUGCCCUUAACUUUGGUCAAUACCCAUACGGUGGUUAUGUACCCAACCGCCCACCUCUAAUGCGACGACUGAUCCCUGAUGAAAACGAUCCAGAAUAUGCUAGUUUCCUUGAAGACCCACAUAAAUACUUUCUAUCCGCAUUACCAAGUAUGUUACAAUCAACAAAGUACAUGGCUGUGGUGGACACAUUGUCUACUCAUUCGCCUGAUGAGGAAUAUAUCGGUGAGAGAACACAAACCGACACAUGGUCCGGGGACGCAGAAAUGGUGGAGGCAUUUUACGGGUUUUCAACAGAGAUUCAACGGAUAGAGAAGGAAAUUGAGAGAAGGAACAGAGACAUGAGCUUAAAGAAUAGGUGUGGAGCCGGGGUGUUGCCAUAUGAACUUCUUGCACCAAGUUCACCACCUGGUGUAACUUGUCGCGGGGUUCCAAAUAGUGUAUCGAUCUAAGCCAUUUUGUUUCCGUGUUUUGUAUAAUAAAGUCGUUUUCAAGUUGUAAGGUAGAGUAUUUAAAUGAAUGUAACUGAGGCCAUUGUAUGAUACAUAGGAUAAAUAAGUUAACCUAUUAGUAUGUUUCAAGCUGGCUUGGUUUUGGCAAAAAUAAGUCAAAACCGAGCCACGCUUGGUUCGUAUAGCCGUAUAGAUAGGGUUUGAUGUGUUAUGUGGAUAUCCUAUAUAUAUAUAUAUAUAUAAGUGGAAAAAGAUAUUUGAACACACUAAUAAAACGUGCAAUGAUUGAUGGUUUUUGGA
Erigeron canadensis is the source of this 3148-nucleotide messenger RNA. RefSeq names its product lipoxygenase 1, chloroplastic. The transcript has 8 exons. Gene Ontology annotation, biological process: lipid oxidation. The coding region runs from base 128 to 2848 and encodes 906 amino acids. The record is from RefSeq and is a predicted model, not a curated record. Lineage: Eukaryota; Viridiplantae; Streptophyta; Magnoliopsida; Asterales; Asteraceae. Gene Ontology annotation, molecular function: metal ion binding; oxidoreductase activity, acting on single donors with incorporation of molecular oxygen, incorporation of two atoms of oxygen; protein binding.